AUGCCUCCGAGUAUACACGAUCCCAUCGCGGCAAACCCGGCCAUGAGUAGCAACCGCAACGACGGCAACGCAGCAACAGCAUCUCGAGAAAUCUCUGGUUCAGCUUCCACUUUUCUUGAUACCCAGCCGGGCCCAGAUCACGACUGGAAGAUCACGUUGAAAGACAAAGUCAUCGCUAUCACAGGUGCAAACAGGGGUAUCGGUCUGGCUCUCGCAGAGGUCUGUCUAGCAAACGACGCAGAAGCCGUCUUUAGCCUGGACGUGUUCGAGCCUGGCGAAGAGUUCAUCGCACUAAAAAAUGCCAACCCGAAGCGUCUAUCCUACGUCCAUUGCGACGUCACAUCCGAGGAGAGUGUUAGCUCCGCAAUCGACGCCGUGAUCGCAGCACGAGGUGCCAUCCACGGCUUCAUUGCAAAUGCCGGCAUGACCAAGCAUCAACCAGCGUUCGACUUCAGCCGCGCUCAGAUAGACCAGCUAUUCAACCUCAACGUGUUUGGGGCAUACUUCUGCGCCACUGCUGUCGCUCGCCGGUUUAUUGAGCUGGGCAUCAAGGGAUCCAUCGUCUUCACUGCUUCCAUGACGUCCUAUCGCCCCAAUCGUGCGGCGCCUUCAGCCCCAUAUGGAGCUACCAAGGGCGCGGUGCGGAAUAUGACACACACAUUGGCGAUGGAGUGGGCCAAGCAUGGGAUUCGCGUUAACUCGAUUUCGCCUGGCUUCAUCAAGACUGCCAUGACAUACUUUGUGGACCAAGCACCGGACUGGGAUCUGAAGAUGCAAUAUUAUGGAGGCAUGCCGCGCUUAGCAGAUCCCAAGGAGCUCGGUGGAGCUUAUGUGUACCUGCUCUCCGAUGGUGCUUCGUAUACGACCGGCAUUGAUAUUCCGGUUGCCGGUAUUGUUGGCGCGUGGUAA
This is a messenger RNA of Penicillium argentinense, 909 nucleotides long. RefSeq lists its product as uncharacterized. Bases 1 to 909 code for a protein of 302 amino acids. The transcript has a single exon. The record is from RefSeq and is a predicted model, not a curated record. Gene Ontology annotation, cellular component: intracellular anatomical structure. Gene Ontology annotation, molecular function: oxidoreductase activity, acting on NAD(P)H, oxygen as acceptor. Lineage: Eukaryota; Fungi; Ascomycota; Eurotiomycetes; Eurotiales; Aspergillaceae.